Tilletiopsis washingtonensis is the source of this 863-nucleotide messenger RNA. RefSeq lists its product as hypothetical. The transcript is spliced from 4 exons. The record is from RefSeq and is a predicted model, not a curated record. NCBI's taxonomy places the organism in Eukaryota, Fungi, Basidiomycota, Exobasidiomycetes, Entylomatales. Gene Ontology annotation, cellular component: trans-Golgi network; Golgi membrane. The coding region runs from base 77 to 649 and encodes 190 amino acids. Gene Ontology annotation, biological process: protein localization to Golgi apparatus; Golgi to plasma membrane protein transport; Golgi to endosome transport.
CUGCUUGCUUCCGUCUGCCAUCUCCACCUCUCCUUCUCGCGUCCCGCAGCACAGCACAGCGCCGCCUCGACUCCAGAUGCGCGCGCCGUUUGCCUCGCUGCGGGCGCUGCUCAGCGCGCCCGUGUCGGGCUUCGACGCCUGGCGCCUCGUCGCCCAGAUCGCCGUGCUGCAGACGCUGCACUACUUUGUCCUGCUGCUGCUGCUCCCGCUGGCGCACCUGAUGAUCUCCGCCGAUGCGCGGCGCAAGUGGGCCGCUUGGCUGGCGUGGAGUGUUGCCGGCGUCGUCGACGUGCACCUGCUGCUCUUCCUCAUCCGGCGGCCGACGCAGAUGCUCGACCACGUCCUCACGCUGCACGUGCUGCACCUCGUCGCCACGAUCUUCUACACGCGCGCCUUUCCCUGCCCCACCUACUUUGCCCUCGCCGCCGUGCACGCCGCCGCCGUCGUGCUCGUCGCCGAGCGCCGCGCCGUGCAGCGCGAAAUGCACGACGGCUUCGAGCCGCUGCAGCUCGACGACGAGGAGGAGGCAUCGGGCGCAGCAGCGCCCUCGGCGUCAAGGCGGACAGAAGAGGUGUUUAAGCUGGAGGACGACGACGACGAUGCGGGGCGCACAAAGGAGGAGAUCGAGAUGCGCCCGCUGCAGCCAUGAGCGCGGUGCGCGGCAGACGCACAGGAAUGCCAUUGCUUUGCCGCCGGAUGAAUGCGCAGUGGACGUGCGGCGGUAUUGCGGUGGUCGAGAUGCGUCGGUGGCUGCGCAACGUCUGUGAGUCGUGCCAAGCUUGUGCUCCGGUCUCGCCGGUGCUUCCUGCGAGAGGCUUCUACUGCGGACGGCACUGCCCCUGGCGCGACGCGAAAGCGCGUUC